Molecule: messenger RNA, 3458 nt
Organism: Chlamydomonas reinhardtii
Lineage: Eukaryota; Viridiplantae; Chlorophyta; Chlorophyceae; Chlamydomonadales; Chlamydomonadaceae
Exons: 7
Coding region: 318-3038 (906 amino acids)
Molecular function (GO): ATP hydrolysis activity; ATP binding
Source: RefSeq, a predicted model, not a curated record
GCUCAGACAACUUAGUCCUGUAUAACGCGUGGAACUUCGCAGGAUUGCUGUGAGGAUCGGGCGAGACUUCCCUGAGGCCAGGGCCCGGGUGGGGGCCCGGGCCGCCCAUGGCCUCAUCAAUGCGGGGCAAGCGUAUUUAAGGCAGCGCUGGUUGACCGAACAGCAGCACGGAUACAAAUACAUACAUUUGGGCUGAUACGCUUUAACAAUAGACGACACCCCCACCAACUGCUGCGCUUGCGCGGCAAGGGGCCCCAGACGGGGCCCCCGCGCUGCUCGCCAACACGCUAGCGGCACGCACCACCUGAUACACAAGAAUGUCGCUCACCCCAGAGCUCAUCACGCAGUUUGGGCUUCUCGGCAAGGUGCGCACCGGGCAUCCAGUCCUGGACGCCGUGCUGUGCAUGCUGCUGCCGCUGUUGCUGCGCUGGGCGCAGCCCCGGCUGAACCGCUGGGCGCUGCUGGCGGCGGCAGCGUUGCGGCGGUGGUGGUCGGGAGAGGCGGGGUGCAAGGAGGUGGUGCGCGUCAUCGAGCACGUGGCGGCGGAGGACGGAUACUACUACGACCCCGACGGCCAGCCCGCGAACGCCAUCCUGCAGCGAGCACUGUUGGCCUACGUCAACAAUUGCGCCGGAGCACCCGCUGCCACAGCCUCUGCCUGCAUCUCUGCCAUCACCCCCACCGCCAUCCGCGCCGCCGCUCCCGCGACUGCCCAGUCCCCCGCGAAGCUCCUUAGAGACAUGACUACGGCGUACCUUUCCCUGGAGAAGCGGCGCCGGCGGCUCGCAGCAGCUGGCGGUGAUGCUGAUUCAGACUCGGGCGAUGAGGAUUCGGCGGCAGGCAGCAGUAGCAAAAGCAGCGACUGCGGUAGCUCAGUGGGCGCGGCCAAGCAGCGUGAGGCGGCGGCCUACGGGCUGAACCUGGCGCCGCCGGUGCGGGUGUGGCAGGAGCUGGGCAAUGGAGUCGAGUUUAUGCGCUACACGUACACGCACGACAGCAGCACCGAGAAGCGCCGCCGCAUCGCCUCCGUCAUCAAGCUGCGCAGCCGCGCACCCGACGGCGCCCGCCGUGUGUCUGACCUCAUCACCGCGGCCCUGCAGGACCACCGUGAGCAGAAGGCCGCGCGCCCCGCCGACCGCCACCGCUACCUCUACGUCCCCACCUGCCUCAACCCGCCCGCCCCGGCCUCCAGCCCCGCGGCCGGCGAGCCCGGCUCCGGCGGCGACGGCCGCGCUGGCAGCGGUGCCGGCGCCAAGUCCGCGCCCACCGUCGCCGCCGUGUUCAAGCGCUACCGGCUCAGCGGCGAGAAGACCUUUGCCUCCUUCUUCCACCCGGCCAAGUCCGAGGUGCUGCGGCUUGUGGGUCAGUUCGAGGGGCGGCAGGGGCGCUUCUCGGUGCCCGGCUACCCACACAAGCUGGGACUGCUGCUGUACGGCCCGCCCGGUACAGGUGCGUGUGGGGUUGGAGGGGUGCGUGGGGUUCUGGGUGCGGGCGGGUCAUUGGGUUAUCCAAGGACGAAGCAGGCUGUGCCGGUGCCUGCGGGGGAAGCGGCACUCGCAUGCGUGACUGCGGACCGCCUGUGUCUCGACGUCUCGUGCGAGGUGUGGAGGCUGCGUGGCAGCGUGGAAAGAGGCGCGGUCUCGUUGCUUGGAGGGCGUUUUCAACAGCCUUGGAGUUGCCGCAUUGUGACAUCCUGGCGGCCUGUGGAUGUGCGGGUCUUGGCAUGGAUGCCGGCCGGUUCUAUUUGCGGCUCCUGCAGCGCCACGCCUCGCUCCUGCCCUGACCCCUCCCUCUGCGCCCUCCCUCCCUCCCUCCCGCCUGCAGGCAAGACCAGCCUCAUCAAGGCUCUGGCGCAGCUCACGGGUCGCUCCGUGGUGUCGGUGCCGCUGGCGCGCAUUGCCACCAACCAACAGCUCAUGGACAUCAUGUUCGACACGCGUGUGCUCCUGCAGCGCCGCCACAACUCGGGUGGCAGCGGCGGCGGCAGCAAGCGGAGCGGCGGAAGCCGUGGCGAUGACGACGACGACGACGAUGAGGAUGACGAUGACGAGGCAGGCACCGCCAUCACACUGCCUUUCAGCAAGGUCAUUUACGUGCUGGAGGACGUGGACGCAGCCGGCGGAGUGGUCACGCGCCGCACUCCGCCGCCGUCGCCACCCCAGGCGGUCGCGCCGACCGCAGCUGCCAUCGCUGCCACUGCUGCAGCUGCUCACAGCCGCGGCAGCGACGGCGGCUGCGGCAGCAGCGCCAUCAGCAGUGUGGACGCAGACGACCUGGCGGCAAGCGACCUGUCGCGCCGCCGCCGCUGCGCCUCUCCAGCCAACAAGCCUGGGCCCCCGCCCGCGUCCGCCGCGCCCCCCACCAUCGCCUGGCCUGCUCCUUACCCCGCUGCAGCCCCCAACAACGACUUCGGCCCCAUGUGUGAGGCUGAGGCAGUGGCCCUGGCUGCCGCGCUGGCGGAGUCUAUGGCUGGCUCCCCCAACGCCGCCGCCACCGCCACCGCUAACCAUGCCGCUACAGACUACGCCGCCGGCUACUCCAUGUAUUCCAGCCACCGGUGGCCCUGCAAGGACGCGCUGAACCUCGCCGGCAUCCUGAACGUUCUGGAUGGCGUGGUUGACACGCCCGGCCGCAUCGUUAUCCUCACCACCAACUGCCCGGACAGCCUGGACCCGGCGCUGAUCCGGCCCGGCCGCAUCAACAAGGUCCUGCACCUGGGUCGGCUGCGGCUGGCGGAGGCGACUGCGAUGAUGCGCCACUACUGCUUCCCGGCUGGAGGUGGGGCCGGUGGGGAGAAGGAGGGGCAGGGGGAGGCGGAGGAGGCUGGGCGGCGGGCGGCAGAGGUGUCGGAGGCGGAGGCCGCGCUGGCGGCGGUGUGGGAGGAUGACGUGCUGAGCCCGGCGCAGCUGGAGGCGAUGUGUGGCGAGGCUGACACGUGGCAGGAGCUGGUGGCGGCGGUGGCGGCAGAGAUUGGGGCGGCGAGCGAGGGUGUCAGCGGUGGCAUGGCGGCACGCUGGGACCGAUUUGAGCGGUGUUGAGAGUGGAGAGGACCAGCAGAGUGUGGGUGAAGGCGGGGGGCCCGGACACCUUUAAUGCAAGACGUGCUUUCAUUCAUUCAUUCAUUCAUGGCAAGGUAUAGGACAGGCCAUCGCCGUUGGUCCUGAGAAGGGGGUGCUGGCGGGGGACUGCUAUGAGGAUGCCGGGGGGCCGGGAGCUGGAGGGUUGAGCACACGCAGGAACCGUGGUUCGCAAGGCGCAAGGUCGCUUGCGCCUGAAUGCAAGGAGUAUGCUCUAUGCAGUAUUUUAAUUGAGACGUGCAAGCCGAGAGUCGAACGCCGAGCGCUGAGAUUUGCUUGCAGCAGAAUGGUGUAACGUUCGCGUUGGACACAUGCAAGCAAUAAUCCAUUCAUACAAACAUCUCCUAGCUCGUCAAGCAUGUUUCGUGCAAACAGUUGAAG